UAAAAAGGCUCUCUACACUGAUAGAGUAGACAGACGAGGAGGCGCCAACGAAUUUGGAUCCAAUUCCAUUUAUCAUCUCAUCCUCAGGUCUCCUAAUCUCCGCUAAUUUCCCAAGGCCACCAAAUCUUUAUCUUCUUCUCCACUUCUCCUUUUCUUUUUCCACUUAGGUGAAAUUUUCAGAAGCUUCUGUGGGCUCUUAAAUUGCGUAGAUUGAUUUUCUUUGGGCUCAGUUUCUUUCUGGAUUUUAAUCGGUACAAAAUUCAUGGAUCGGAUUACUAAGGCCGCACGUCUCAUGAUUGUAUCUGAUCUUGAUCAUACGAUGGUUGAUCAUCAUGAUCCCGAGAACAUGUCUUUACUUAGGUUUAAUGCCCUUUGGGAAUCGAAUUACCGUCAUGACUCUCUGCUGGUUUUUUCCACUGGGAGAUCACCUACACUCUACAAACAGCUGAGGAAAGAGAAACCCAUGCUAACUCCUGAUAUAACUAUUAUGUCAGUGGGAACCGAGAUAACAUAUGGCAGCUCGAUGCUGCCUGAUGAUGGCUGGGUUAAAAUUCUGAAUCAGAAAUGGGAUAGGAACGUAGUCAUUGAAGAAACCAGCAAGUUUCCUGAGCUCACUCUUCAGGCUGAAACAGAGCAGCGACCACACAAGGUUAGCUUUUACGUUGAUAAGACUGAGGCCCAAGUAGUGAUGAAGGAACUUUCUAGUCGUUUGGAAAAGCGAGGGUUGGAUGUUAAACUAAUUUAUAGUGGGGGAAUGGAUUUGGAUGUAUUACCACAAGGUGCUGGCAAAGGACAGGCCCUCUCAUAUUUACUAAAUAAGUUGAAGACUGAGGGAACACUACCUGUUAAUACUCUUGCUUGCGGUGAUUCCGGAAAUGACGCUGAACUCUUCAGCAUUCCAGAUGUGUAUGGAGUCAUGGUCAGCAAUGCCCAAGAAGAAUUGUUGCAAUGGCAUGCCGAAAAUGCAAAAGGUAAUCCUAAUAUAAUCCAUGCAAAAGAAAGGUGUGCAGCUGGAAUAAUAGAAGCCAUUGGACAUUUUAAUCUUGGUUCAAACACUUCUCCAAGAGAUGUUGCUGAUUUUGUGGAAUGUAAGCUAGACCAUGUCAAUCCAGGUUAUGAAGUAGUGAAAUUUUACUUGUUCUAUGAGCGAUGGAGGCGAGGGGAGGCUGCCAACUGCGAGACUUAUAUAGCAAGUCUGAAAGCUUCUUGUCACUCCAUUACUGACAAAGCCAGGGCACGGCAGGAUCCCACUGCUACUUUUGUCUUUCCAACCGGUGUUGAGAAAACUCUUCAUGAAUGCAUAUACGCAAUGAAAGGGUGCUAUGGAGACCAAAAGGGUAAACAGUUCCGAGUCUGGGUGGAUCGUGUAUUGUCCACACCAACUGGCUCGAACACAUGGCUAGUGAAGUUCGAUAAGUGGGAGUUAUCUGGUGAUGAGCGAUGUUGUUGUGUGACCACUGCUAAAAUAAAUGCGAAGGGAUCCGGUGGUGCUUCAGACGGGUACACUUGGGUGAGUGUGCAGCAGAAGUGGUUAGAAGGAUAUGAAAAGAAGGAUACAUCAAUUUGGCUUUUCUAAGGUACUCCGCAACAACAUCGACUCUGGAAUCAGCAUAAAAAAUUCUAUAGGAAUAAAUGUAUCCAAAUUUCAAUAGCUUUACUAUUUUGACAUAUAUUUGAAUAAUUCAUAGGCUACUUAGGAGAUGGCUCUAUAAUUAGAUAAACUGAGAUACAUACCUUGGCUCAUCUCGUGUGUGAUACAUCUUAUUUUUUAUGCUGUCGCAGUGUACAGCAUCUGUGUCAAAAAUUUGCAUUAUCCUUUGGAUUUCAAACCCAAGUGCUUAUUUUGUUAUUACA
Molecule: messenger RNA, 1854 nt
Organism: Gossypium raimondii (Peruvian cotton)
Lineage: Eukaryota; Viridiplantae; Streptophyta; Magnoliopsida; Malvales; Malvaceae
Product: sucrose-phosphatase 2
Exons: 11
Coding region: 263-1576 (437 amino acids)
Biological process (GO): sucrose biosynthetic process
Molecular function (GO): sucrose-phosphate phosphatase activity; magnesium ion binding
Source: RefSeq, a predicted model, not a curated record